Molecule: messenger RNA, 1839 nt
Organism: Trichoderma gamsii
Lineage: Eukaryota; Fungi; Ascomycota; Sordariomycetes; Hypocreales; Hypocreaceae
Exons: 3
Coding region: 1-1839 (612 amino acids)
Source: RefSeq, a predicted model, not a curated record
AUGGAUUGCCUUGACGGUUAUCUCCUUGUUCCUCCCGACCGAAACCACAUUCUCGCGAAAGCGCAAUGGAAGUCCCGAUACGUCUUCGUUGGCAGACGGACUACCAUCAACAAGCAGAAAGACCGACAGAGCGGUAACGGCGUGUGGCCUUCCAGCUCUGGCCCCAAGCCCCUCGUCAAGACGUAUACCGAUGAAUACUGCAUCUCCGUCUUCAAGUCCAAAGAAGAUGCGGAACCCUCUUACCAGUGGCCUACGAGCUGCGUUCUCGACUGCCAAGUCCAAAUGGUCGCCUAUCGCAAACAAGGGCCUAUCCAACCCACGCUUGUUGUCACCAUAUCCGAUAAGGAGCGGAAACGCCGCUCUAGUCGAUCUGUGGGCUUGAUGGCAAGCAAGGAAGCUGGUACUAGUACUCUGUGGUUCCGGACACCACCGGAUGAUCAUCACAACAGCCUUCACGAGUGGGCUCAGUUUAUCCUGGAUAAGAAGAAUCCUCCAGCCUCAGAUGGAAGUAGCACGCCGGUGUUUUCGAGCCCCUUCAGCCCCAGGAGCCGUGAGACGGAAUACUUUCCCAGACCUGAUAGCGGAAAUCAAGGGAGUCGCCCGGAUGCGAGGCCUCUACAGCACAAGAGCUCCAGCGCUACGUAUUCGACGGGACCUCGCGAGCGGCCUGCCACAUUCAGCUCAGAUUCGCCGAGCCUGCGAUCCAAACGAAGCGAUCUUUCUUCGCCCUCUAGCGUCAGCCAGCACCCGAUCCAGAAGUCAUUUGCGGUUCCAGGCCAAAUCUACACUGGACCGAUGCAUAACGAUGCGGGGUUGCCUUCGAUCAGAGACUCGAUUUACCAGGGAGAGCUGAUCGAGGGAUGGACGCAGGCCCAGGGGCGCUCCUCGACUUUGAGUUCACCUACGCGUGGCCCUGAAACGCUGGGCUCACCAAUGGAGGCGUUCAUGGGGUUUGACGUCAGCGCACCGCCUGCCCCUGGAGAGACGAUCCUGGACAGGGCCUUUCAGAUGGGGCAUAUUCCAUGGGCUGACACAAGCGUCCCCGGUCAGGAGAACUUCAAUUCUAUUGCUCGAUUCGAUGCUCUCAUGCGUGAAGUAGACGAUAAGCGGAAACAGAGAGAGGCUGCCCAGCGCCUGGAACGAGCGGCCGUACGCAACACCUACAAUCCUCAAGCAGGGCAACAUCUCGACUAUAACGAAGAGUUCGACUCCGAUGACAACGCGCACUCGGCGGAUGAGCAAGAGGGCGACUAUGAUAGGAGCCCGAUUAUCUCCCCUUCGGCUCAGCGAGCAUUGGCCUUUAUCGCAGAUCGACGCGGCGAGUCGCCAAGAGAACGUGGAUCACGACGUCCCACCAUCUCCAGGGCUCACUUGAGCUUCCAUGUCGAUACGAUGGCCUCGGCAUCAACAUCGCAAUCCCCGCCCUCACGGCCUCACACAGCUCAUGCCAAAAGUCGCCUCAAUCCCACGCAGAGGACCCAGAGCACGCCGCACCUGAAUCCAAUCUCUGCAGGCAGGGUGACUGAUGAUAAUGCUUCACGGAGCGGAGACUCGGAUCACCGCCGAUCUGGCGCGAGCUCCAAAAGGUUGAGUUUCUCUGAGUUCACCAGAAGGCUCUCGAGCACCAGCAGCUUACUGGUAGUCCAGACCAACAGCAGCGGAGAUAGCCGCCGAGGAAGUGUUGGCGCAGAGCCGCUUCCCUCCAGCGUACGGCGGCCCAACAUGAGCCAUAGGGAUACCGUUCCCCCGCCCAGAAGCCAAGAAUGGCAGACCCAAGAUCGACGCUGCCCGUGGCGCAACAGCGUUGUCGGCGUUGGCCCCGAGGGCGGAUUUCUUUAA